Messenger RNA from Sander lucioperca (pikeperch), 1202 nucleotides. RefSeq names its product adaptor related protein complex 1 subunit sigma 1 (gene ap1s1). Gene Ontology annotation, biological process: vesicle-mediated transport; intracellular protein transport. Lineage: Eukaryota; Metazoa; Chordata; Actinopteri; Perciformes; Percidae. Gene Ontology annotation, cellular component: AP-1 adaptor complex; membrane coat; intracellular membrane-bounded organelle. The transcript is spliced from 5 exons. Bases 183 to 659 code for a protein of 158 amino acids. Gene Ontology annotation, molecular function: clathrin-cargo adaptor activity. The record is from RefSeq and is a predicted model, not a curated record.
CUAGAGGCGGAACUGCUCAGAGUAGCAGGGAAUGGGUUCGGCUCGUUCAGCUUAGCUUCAGUGACUCUGACACAGACAUGCACUGACAACGUUAGCCGCGGUGUAUUCCUUUACGUGGACCAGGCAGUGUAGACGUAGUGUUUGUUUGUAACGUCGCAGUAGCUUAAAAAAAUUCAAAACAAAUGAUGCGUUUCAUGCUGCUUUUCAGCCGGCAGGGGAAGCUGCGUCUGCAGAAGUGGUACACCGCCACAGCGGAGCGCGACAAGAAGAAGAUGGUCAGGGAGCUGAUGCAGAUAGUGCUCGCCCGCAAACCAAAGAUGUGCAGCUUCCUCGAAUGGAGGGACCUCAAGAUUGUCUACAAAAGGUACGCCAGCCUGUAUUUCUGUUGUGCAAUCGAAGAGCAGGACAACGAGCUGAUCACACUGGAAGUCAUCCACCGCUUUGUAGAGCUUCUGGAUAAAUACUUUGGCAGUGUAUGUGAGCUGGACAUCAUCUUUAACUUUGAGAAGGCCUACUUCAUCCUCGAUGAGUUCCUGAUGGGAGGAGAGAUCCAGGAUACGUCUAAGAAGAGCGUCCUCAAAGCCAUCGAACAGGCUGACCUACUGCAGGAGGAGGACGAGUCCCCCAGGAGUGUGUUGGAGGAGAUGGGCCUGGCGUAGUACACAGCAGCCGUGUGAGAGACUAUAGAUACUAUAAGGCGGAGGGGGGGGGGGGGGGACACAAUCUGGGAUUGAACUUGCUUGGACUGACAGCGUUGGUUCUGUGUAUCUUUGGCUCUGGAGUGUUUAACUGGGGAGGAGACUCAGUUAAGAAUGGAAGAUCCUUGCAUUGACCGGCCCUUAGGUGUGUGUGUGUGUGUGUACAGUGUGUGUGAUAAGAGCGUGGGGUAGAGGAAAUGGGAUACAUUUAAACGUGUGUGGCAGCGGGGGGUUGUGUGUUCAGAUUUUUAAAGUUAGUCAGGCACUGCAAGUGGACUGAGACUAGGUCAGGGAAUUGGGUAAUUAGAUAAAAGCGGCAUCACCUAAAUGAUGAGUCUGAUGCUAUUUUUUGUAUUUUCAUCAAUUCUCAUGAAAAGACCAACAAUAACAACGUGUUAGUUCAUCUCGCACGCAAAACUCUCUGACUUCCCUAAGCUGUCGGUUACACUCAGCUCCAAGCACAUUGGUUCCUGCCCAAGAUGUUCAUGUUUUUAAAUUCAUUUA